CACGGGUGACGUCAGCGUCGGCGUUGCCGGGUGACGGCGGCGCCCGGGGCGCGCGGCGGGGCCUGACGUCACGGCGCGAUGGCCGCCCGCCCGCCCGGCGGCAUGGAGGCGGCAGGCCCGGCCCGGCGCCGCUGAGAUGGACCUCAAGGGCCAAUACUGGACGGACGAUGACUCUGACGGGGACAAUGAGUCCGAGGAGUUCCUCUAUGGCGUCCAGGGGACCUGCGCCGCCGACCUGUACCGUCACCCCCAGCUGGAUGCCGACAUCGAGGCCGUGAAGGAGAUCUACAGCGAGAAUGCCGUGGCUGUCAGGGAGUACGGGACCAUUGACGACGUGGACAUCGACCUCCACGUGAACAUCAGCUUCCUCGAUGAGGAGGUGGCGACGGCGUGGAAGGUGCUGCGGACGGAGCCCAUCGUCCUCCGCCUGCGCUUCUCCCUCUCCCAGUACCUCGAUGGCCCCGAACCGUCCAUCGAGGUUUUCCAGCCAUCCAACAAGGAGGGCUUCGGGCUGGGUCUGCAGCUGAAGAAGAUCCUGGGCAUGUUCACGUCCCAGCAAUGGAAACAUCUCAGCAACGAUUUCCUGAAGACCCAGCAGGAGAAGCGGCACAGUUGGUUCAAGACAAGUGGCACCAUCAAGAAGUUUCGUGCUGGCCUCAGCAUCUUCUCCCCCAUCCCCAAGUCUCCCAGCUUCCCCGUCAUCCAGGAUUCGGUGCUGAAGGGCAAACUGGGCAUCCCCGAGGCUCGCGUCAAUCGCCUGAUGAACCGCUCCGUCUCCUGCACAGUGAAGAACCCCAAGGUGGAGGUUUUCGGCUACCCCCCCCCCAGCACCCAGGCAGGUGUCGCCCCCUUCAACAUCCUGGUCGGCGGCCACUGCAAGAAUGUCCCUACGCUGGAGUACGGCUUCCUCGUCCAGAUCAUGAAGUAUGCGGAGCAGCGGAUCCCGACGCUCAAUGAGUACUGCGUGGUGUGUGACGAGCAGCACGUCUUCCAGAAUGGCUCCAUGCUCAAGCCAGCAGUGUGCACACGGGAGCUCUGCGUCUUCUCCUUCUACACCCUGGGCGUCAUGUCCGGCGCGGCAGAGGAGGUGGCCACGGGCGCUGAGGUGGUAGACUUGCUGGUGGCGAUGUGCCGUGCUGCCCUGGAGUCCCCCCGCAAGAGCAUCAUCUUCGAGCCUUACCCUUCCGUGGUGGACCCCAACGACCCCAAAACACUUGCCUUCAACCCCAAGAAGAAGAACUAUGAGCGGCUGCAGAAGGCCCUGGACAGCGUGAUGUCCAUCCGGGAGAUGACCCAGGGGUCCUACCUGGAGAUCAAAAAGCAGAUGGACAAGCUGGACCCCCUGGCCCAUCCCCUCCUGCAAUGGAUAAUCUCCAGCAACAGAUCCCACAUCGUCAAGCUGCCCCUCAGCAGGCAGCUGAAGUUCAUGCACACCUCCCACCAGUUCCUCCUGCUCAGCAGCCCCCCGGCCAAGGAAGCCCGGUUCCGCACCGCCAAGAAACUCUACGGCAGCACCUUCGCUUUCCACGGCUCUCACAUUGAGAACUGGCACUCCAUCCUCCGCAACGGGUUGGUCAACGCUUCCUACACCAAACUGCAGCUGCAUGGAGCAGCCUAUGGCAAGGGCAUCUAUCUGAGCCCCAUCUCCAGUAUUUCCUUUGGAUACUCAGGGAUGGGGAAAGGGCAGCACCGGAUGCCUUCGAAGGAUGAGCUGGUGCAGAGGUACAACCGGAUGAACACCAUCCCCCAGACACGCUCCAUCCAGUCCCGCUUCCUCCAGAGCCGCAACCUGAACUGCAUCGCGCUUUGCGAAGUCAUCACCUCCAAGGACCUGCAGAAACACGGCAACAUCUGGGUCUGCCCCGUCUCAGACCACGUCUGCACCCGCUUCUUCUUUGUGUACGAAGACGGCCAAGUGGGAGAUGCCAAUAUCAAUACUCAGGACCCCAAAAUCCAGAAGGAGAUCAUGCGUGUGAUUGGGACUCAGGUGUACACAAACUGAGCAGCAGUGGGGACCCCCCUGGGACCCCCCCCGGGAGCCGAACAAAGACCCCGGGUGAGGCUGGGGAAGGAUGAGCGGGUUUCGAGCCUCCCAGGCAGGGCAGAGACAGGGGCCGACGCCGGCGGCUCCACCAUGUACAUAGGCGUCAAGCAUCCAGUGAGCACCAGGCGGGUUUAGCGGUCCCUUGUCCCCUCCCCGUCCUGUCCCCCAGUGUCCCCGACCCUGUGGCAUUGUGGAGAAGGAGCUGCGGGGGGCUGGCGUGGCUGGUGGCCGCCCCUCCUGGUGUUGGCCGCGAAGGCGUUUUUAUUGACAAUGAGAAACCGAAGCAAAAAAAAAAAAAAAAACCAAAACGAAACAACAAAACAAACCCAAAAAAAACC
Molecule: messenger RNA, 2382 nt
Organism: Chroicocephalus ridibundus (black-headed gull)
Lineage: Eukaryota; Metazoa; Chordata; Aves; Charadriiformes; Laridae
Gene: PARP6
Product: poly(ADP-ribose) polymerase family member 6
Exons: 22
Coding region: 137-2002 (621 amino acids)
Biological process (GO): endoplasmic reticulum unfolded protein response
Cellular component (GO): membrane; nuclear envelope; endoplasmic reticulum tubular network
Molecular function (GO): NAD+ poly-ADP-ribosyltransferase activity; kinase binding; protein serine/threonine kinase activator activity
Source: RefSeq, a predicted model, not a curated record